Gamsiella multidivaricata is the source of this 1533-nucleotide messenger RNA. RefSeq names its product tRNA synthetases class II core domain (F)-domain-containing protein. Gene Ontology annotation, biological process: phenylalanyl-tRNA aminoacylation. Gene Ontology annotation, molecular function: tRNA binding; phenylalanine-tRNA ligase activity; ATP binding. Gene Ontology annotation, cellular component: phenylalanine-tRNA ligase complex; cytosol; cytoplasm. The record is from RefSeq and is a predicted model, not a curated record. The annotation marks the transcript as partial. The transcript has 8 exons. NCBI's taxonomy places the organism in Eukaryota, Fungi, Mortierellomycota, Mortierellomycetes, Mortierellales, Mortierellaceae.
GCAUCCUCUGAGGACAUCCAGGCGCUCAUUCUCACCACCCUCGACCAGCAGGGCUCCAUUGAGAACACGGAUUCACUCAAGGCCGCCGAUGGUUCAUCUAUCCCCUACUUGGCGGUUGUCGGUGUCCUCAACUCGCUUGCCAGCAAGGAGAUGAUCGCCUACACCACUAUCGAAAAGGACCACUAUACCCUGACUGCCGAGGGUAACGAAAUUGCCGACUCUGGAAGCCACGAAGCCAAGGUCUUCAAUGCCGUCGAUGCCGAGAAAGGAAUUGCUAUCGCCGAGCUUGCUGUAAGCAAUGGAUAUUCAACAAUGGGUCCCUCCGCAAAGAUCGGUCAGGGCAAGGCCUUCAAGAACAAGUGGAUCAAGAAGGAUGGUGACAAGCUGGUUCGCGAGGUUGAUAGCAUUGUUGAUCAGACGCAAAUAGACGCCCUUGAGGUCCGCAAGACCGGUACUCACUCCAACCCAGCGACCUUGAAGGACCUCCAGUCCCGUAAGCACGUCGAGAAGGUUAAGCUGAUCUCGUACAGUGUUUCGAAGGGACCCAAGUUCUCUCUGACGAUCGAGAAGCAGGCCACAGAUUUGACCGCUGAGAUGUUGGCUGACGGAUCAUGGAAGACCCAAACUUUCAAGAAAUACAACUUUGCAGGAAACCCACCUGAGGGAGGUCAUCUCCACCCUCUGAUGAAGGUCCGCGAGGAGUUCCGCAAGAUUUUCUUCGAGCUCGGCUUCGAAGAGAUGCCCACCAACAAGUACGUCGAGUCCUCGUUCUGGAACUUCGAUGCUCUCUUCCAGCCUCAGCAACACCCUGCUCGUGAUGCCCACGACACUUUCUUCCUUCUCGAUCCCGCCACCUCUUCCAACUUCAAGGAUAUGGACUAUGUCAACCGUGUCAAGGAGGUUCACUCUCAUGGAGGAUACGGCUCCAUUGGAUAUGGAUAUGACUGGAAGAUCGAGGAGGCAGAAAAAUUGCUUCUUCGCACGCACACAACAUCGGUCUCUUCCAACAUGCUCUACCGCCUUGCUCAGGAAACUAAGGCCAAUGGAGUCUUCAAGCCCGCAAAGUUCUUCUCGAUUGAUCGUGUCUACCGUAACGAGACUGUGGAUGCAACGCACUUGGCAGAGUUCCACCAGGUCGAGGGUGUUAUCGCAGAUAAGAACCUGACCUUGGGAGACCUGAUUGGAUUCAUGGAAGUCUUUUUCGAGAAGAUGGGAGUGCCCAAUAUCAAGUUCAAGCCCGCUUUCAACCCCUAUACUGAGCCAAGUAUGGAGAUCUUCUCAUGGCACCCUGGUCUUGAAAAGUGGGUCGAGCUUGGAAACUCGGGCAUGUUCCGUCCCGAGAUGUUGGAGGCCAUGGGAUUGGACCCUGAUGUCCGUGUCAUUGCCUGGGGUCUUGGAUUGGAGCGUCCUACUAUGAUCAAGUACGGCUUGGACAACAUCCGUGAGCUUUUGGGACACAAGGUCGAUUUGGACAUGAUCCAGUCCAAUCCAGCCUGCAGAUUGGACAAGAAGAUGGGCAAGGAGCUGGUCGGC